AUGAAAUUGGUUUGGUCUCCGGAGACUGCAUCGAAGGCUUAUCUCGACACCGUUAAAUCGUGCGAGAAUCUUGAAACGCCUGACGCGGCGGAGCUACUAGCGGCGAUGGCGGCUGGAUGGAACGCGAAGCUGAUCGUGGAGACUUGGUCAGACGGAGACGCAAUAGCCACAAGUAUUGGCUUAAACGUGGCGAGCCAACACGCAAACGCUAAACACAUAUGCAUUGUACAAAACUCGAGAUCAGAGACUGCUUACCUCCAAGCAAUUCAAGAGUCUUCAUCUCCAUUGAACUUACCAGAGACGAUCGUUUCCGAAGAACCAGAAAACGCGAUGAAGGAGCUGCAAGGAGUCGAUUUCUUGGUCGUGGACUGGCGGAACAAGGAAUUCGCAGCGGCUGCGUUGAGGAACGCCGCGUUUGGAAGCAGAGGAGCGGUUGUGGUGUGUAGAAACGGAUACUCGAGAAGCAGCUCUUCGGGUUUCAGCUGGAGACGGGCUUUGAGAGAUAGGAAUGUUGUUAGGACGGUGACUCUUCCGGUCACCGGUGGGAUUGAGAUUGCUCAUGUGGCGGGUAGGAGCUCGGGGAAGAGUGAGAAGAAGAGUAAGAGAAGAUGGAUCACACAUGUUGAUCAGAGGUCAGGAGAAGAACAUGUAUUUAGUAUUUAG
Messenger RNA from Microthlaspi erraticum, 663 nucleotides. NCBI's taxonomy places the organism in Eukaryota, Viridiplantae, Streptophyta, Magnoliopsida, Brassicales, Brassicaceae. The record is from the annotation of a GenBank genome assembly.